AUUUUUUGUCCAUCCCUAUCCCUUCAUGACAGCUUCCUUCUUACCUUCCCGUUUAUCAAUUCAGGCCUUUUUUUCUAAAUCCACUUUUCUCCUUCAGUAUUUUUAUUCGACUCUGAAGAAGACGGAGAGUAGAAUUUUAGGACGCGCCUGUUGGAGAUCACACUCUGGUGCUGAUUCUUUAAUUGUCGUGCGGUCGGAAGUCAAAGAGGGGAAAGGGGAUAUACGAAACGGCUUCAGACACUCUGAUCCAUACUAGGAUUUCUUGCCUUCUUGGAGGAAGAUAAACACGCUAUGGCUCCACCGCUCCAGGGCGUAAACGUGGAGCAAAAGGAGUGAAGACGACCAGUGAGUUGAGUAUCGGUGAUCUUGUCCUGACCAAGUUUAAGGGUUUCCCUGCCUGGCCUGCAAAGAUUAGGUUAUCAACACCUUACUAGGUUGGAAAAACAGCUGAAGUAGCUCUAAUCGGUCAGGAGAUGGAUGCAAAGGAUAUUUUAGGAUUGCCAAAGAAUACAGUGUCCAUACCCUCAGAAAAGAAGUCCAGACCUCAGAAAGAGUCUCAACGCAAACCUGAUGGCAUUUCGCGAGAAGUUUACGCCCUUACAGGAGGUCUAGCGCCUCUUAUGCCUGCUAUUGACAUAAAUCAUUUGAAACGACGAACACAGACAGAGAAUGAAAAGAUUACUUGGCAAUGGCUACCUUUUACUAAUUCUGCCCGAAAUGACAACUUGGAACUGUACCACUGGGUGAGGGUUGUAAAUGGUGUUUUGCCUAAAGAUGACUAUUCAUUUGCCAAGUAUAACAAGUCUGUGGAUGUUAUUCAAUACACAGGAGAGGAGUAUGAGAAGUAUUUGACAGAUCCUAUGUGGACGAAGGAAGAGACAGACCAAUUGUUUGAGCUGUGUAAAAGGUUUGAUCUGCGUUUUGUUGUGAUAGCCGAUAGGUUCCCAUCAUCACGUACAGUUGAAGAGCUUAAGGAUCGUUAUUAUACUGUAUCAAGGGUUGUCUUGAACUCAAGGUCUGCAUCUUCUGUUGAUGUUGUUGGGCAUCCCAUUCUUAAGGAAUCUGAGCCUUACAAUAUGACUCAAGAGAUUGAAAGGAAACGUGCAUUGUCUAUGGUGCUUUCGCAUACAAAGCAUCAAGAACGCAGGGAUGCAGAGGUCCUUGCCGAAGCAAAGAAAAUAAUGGAAUCACGUAAGGCUUCCAAGGUUGCUGAAGAGUCAGAGCUACCCCUCAUGUCAGAUUUUGGACCAGAAGGUCUGGAUAUGGCCGCUACUGUUAAUCCUGCUUCAACUUCACCCAAUGCUCAGUUCCCUUUGGGCACAAGUGCUACUCCCAUAUCAGAAACUGCUUCAACUUUAGCUUCUCUUCGCAUGUUGGGGGUGUACUUGCGUACCUAUGCACUUGAGCAAAUGGUGCAAGCAGCAAGCUCGUCAGCGGGACUUCGGACUAUAAAGCGUGUUGAGCAAACUUUACAAGACCUAGGGGUGAAUUUGAAGCCUAAAGUUCCAACUAAACUAGUAUGUGCGGAGCAUCUUGAACUUAGAAAAGAAAUAUUGACCCUAUUGAAUCUUCAAAAACAGUUGCAAUAUAAGGAGUCUGAAGGUUCUUCCUAUCGUGAUGGUUCAUAUUCUGAAACACCCGGUACACCAACUAAGCGAGCACAACGCAGUGCUGAUCAGGACAGGACAUUCGGCCCUGACUUAAGUUUUGGAGGUGAAAGAGUUGGUAAAAGGGAUCAAAAGCGCAAGGCACCCGGAACACCCAAAUUUGAAGGCUCCCCUGCAACGUCAAAACGUCCGAGGAAGCUGAAAACCUCAGAUGGAUAGCCUGUUGAGCAGAGCAGAAACACUACCUUUCUGUGAAUGCUUUCUUCUUCUUCAGGCAUGAUGUGGCCAAGCUGCUUGAAGUGGUACGUUCAGCCACACUGGUGAAGGCGCCAACUGACCAGUAUGAAGUAGCUCCAACUGACUGGCAUAGUGCUAUUAUUAUUAAAUUUUAACACGUGAGUUCCAGCCAGUAUUAAUCUGUAAAUUCCAGGUUUCUCACUGUAAUUAUCCGCCGGCAAACCUGAAAAUGCUACCAAAUAUUGAGUUGGAUUUACCACCACCAAGCCUAGUUCUUCUUCUUCUUCUACUUCUUCAGGUUUUCUUAUAAAACUGGCCAAAAUAUAAAUUAGAUUGUUUUUUAGAUGAGAGUUUCACAAAUUGAAACAAAUUGUUUGACUUUGUAGCUUGAUUGUCAUUAAUUUUACUUGUAGCAAUUUUUAAUUUACUAUCUAUUACGAUAGUAUUACACUAUUACUUAAGAUUCACAUGUUUACAAAUGAGGGGUGUUUGGAAUUGAUUCUA
This is a messenger RNA of Cuscuta epithymum, 2348 nucleotides long. Lineage: Eukaryota; Viridiplantae; Streptophyta; Magnoliopsida; Solanales; Convolvulaceae. The record is from the annotation of a GenBank genome assembly.